This is a messenger RNA of Pocillopora meandrina, 14543 nucleotides long. The record is from the annotation of a GenBank genome assembly. NCBI's taxonomy places the organism in Eukaryota, Metazoa, Cnidaria, Anthozoa, Scleractinia, Pocilloporidae.
AGAAAGAACGCGGCAGUGAGGCUAACUCUUUCGGCGUCCGAUCACCGUGUGCAACCCUGUCCAUGAGCAGCUCAGGCAAAUUACUCUAAAGUCAACCAAAGAUGAUAAAGUUUGGCAGUAGGAGUAACCUAGAGGGAGAGUUUCAGUGUAAAAUCAGCCUUCUAGACGAUACGGAAUUGACAUGCGAUUUUAAGGUAAGAUUUUUGUCUCGAGUAAGUAAUAAAAGACGAGCUGUAUCAAAGUGAUCUUUGCUGCUUCCUUCUGCAAUUAUGGCGGUCAGACUUGCAUAACUUACCUGUAAUCUUUCCCUGUUUUCUCUCAACAGAUCCUGUAAUUUAGCUUUAGUCGGGAAAGCGCUUAUUGAAAUUUUAGUAGGGAUCAUUAAGGCUUAAACCUCAGACACACUGUGCGUUUUCGAAGGACCGGAAUGAUAGUAAACAAAUACGAAUACGUUUCGUGGAAUAAAUUUGCAACAUGGAGUGGAUUCGGAGCAAAUGCCUCGAAAUUCGUAUUCCCUUUUUAUAGGGAGAGAUAAAUUCGAAUUUUGCUUGUCUUCAAACUUUGUUUGUGUCGAUCGUUCGUGGAAUCUCGCCUAAUUCAUUUUUAUUUCCCUCUACACUUCGAAAAGUUUGUUCGUGCAUGACCAAGAAACAUCGAACUGCCAUAUAUCUUUCAUUGUGUAAAUUUGUCAUGACUAGCAUAUUUUUUGUAAAUCGAUGGGAUUUACUUCUCUCCUUGCCCUCCCGAUAUUUGUAGAAUUUCGGAAACUUUUUGUGAAUAAUACUUUCCCAUCGCGGUCGCUUUGUAAAAUGCGAUUCAUACAAACACACUCCGGAGUGGUUAAAACCAUUUUUGUUCUAGGGAAAAACUAAUUAGCAUUUUUAACACGAAUGCGUUUAAAGUCCGUAAGUUGUUAAAGAAAAGCUUAGAGUCACACAUUCGAAGAGAUGGCAAUAUUGGCAGUGACAGAAAUUUCACGAACUAUAGCGACGAAAUGAACACUAGCUGAAGUUACACGCGAUCAUCUUAAACUUGUUCAAGCGUGACAUAACGAGGUUGAAGAUUUUUGCUCGUGGAGUUACUUUAUUCGAUCUUGUCUUAUUUUAUUCAGACUACCUGUCAGUAUUUCUUACUUAGUUAGUUAAAAAUUGAGUGUCAAAGGAAACGUGCUAAUGUACAGUGUCGGAUUGUUUGCGUACGAUGUUUGGGUAUUGAUCUUUGUAUUCUGCAGUGAGCACGUGAAACCAGAGUGCUCACAAGAAUUUCCACCUCGAGGAACCUUAGUUUGAAAAAAUUCUGGUUUAUUGACUAAAAGUCGUGGUCAAUAUCAAAGUAGAAACAAUCUUUGUCUUGGGGAAUUGCACCAAAUCACAGUGUGUCUCUUUUCAUUUACCUCGCCGGCAAACAUCUGCAUAUAUGUUGUCAGCUUCAUCAAUUUAUGCAGCUCGAAACCCCUUCGAAACUUAAAUGAUAUGCAACGUCCAGCUGGUUUUUACCAACGGUGACAUGUUGUAUGUAGCUCAAGCGAGUUGAUUUGGCCGGUUUGUGAAGCAGUAGUGGGUUGUAUCCUGUGUUAUCCUGAAAUGUUGUAUUUUUGGGCUUGGUGCUGCUGUUCACAGUCCAAAUAUAAAGAUUAAUUAUCAACUCUUCUUUGUUUGUCUGUGAAUACAGCGAGACGUGAAGGGCCAGGCAGUCUUUGAUGAAGUUUGCAAAACCCUUGAUUUGCUGGAGAAAGAUUAUUUUGGCCUUCGCUUUGUUGAUGAUGCUAAACAACGGGUACGUAUUUGUGUGCAAAUUACUUUGAAAUCUAUUAGGUGAUGUAUAUUAGUUGCUUGCUUUAGGAACUUUAAGAGGUUUGCCAUUAUUGUUUACGGCAUGGCGUCUUUUGCAGCUCCUAAUAUUUAGGUUUUUCUUUGUUUUUAAUUGUGAUCUUUUUUAUUUUUUUUUUUUCAAGUUUUAAAUAAAAAAGUUAAAGUCCCACAGCGGUAUUAAUUAAAAGGGUCUUGAUGUGUGUCUUACUUAAAUUCAACGCCCUUUCUCGCACUAAUUUCCGUGAUUGCUCAGGAGAUAAGCUUGUCUACACAUUGAUUUUUAAUGACACGUGCUCAAUUGAAGGACUUUGUCACACAAUGAGCCUUGAAAAUCAUGCUCUAAAUUGUCAUUAUUGCAAGUGGAUUAGCUUUUAGUAAAUAAGUUUUGAUUGCCAUGACCCAUGAUAACUUCACCAUAAUUUCUGUGUUCAACAAAUGUUUUCCUGUUGUGUACUUAACAAAGUACCUUGCAUCAGAUUGGUAAAGAGCAAAUGCACUAACUCUUUAGCCCCCAAGAGUGAUUAGCUUCGAAUUUCUCCUCACAGUAUCACCCUUAAAUCAAAUGUAAAGGUCAUGAGAAGAAUAGAAAUGAUCACCAAUUUAUUUUGACAUUUUCUUUUUGUUUGUAGCAUUGGCUUGAUCUUAAUAAGAGUGUUAUCAGACAGAUGAAGAGUAAGUAUUUUCUAGUCCUAAUUUUUAUUCAGAUUACCUUCAGUAUUUCUAGUUAAAGUAAAGCAGAAUUCUAUACUAUAUGGGUUUUUUUUGGGCUGAAGUCAAGGUGGUUUUUUUCAACCAGUAUCACCCUUGUUAUGGCUAAUUCAGAGCAGUUUGUUGUUCCUGGCUUUUUUAAGAUUUGAACUGACGGUCUUGUUAGGAUUAAAGUUGGGGCAAGUGUUGUAGUACACCAGCCACUCGUUUUUAACUUGAAAUUGCAGCAUUUUUUUUUGCACAGGAUAUGAUCACUUCCAAAUACACUUGAAAAGUUCCAAAUAUAUUCCAGAGAGUUUGGACACAAUCCUCUCUCCUCAGCUCUCUCUCUUUUUUUUCUUAAUCAAGGUUUUUGUGGAAAUUAGGAUGAUUGUCAUGGUGUAAUGUUUUUUUUGUCUAGUUUUGAGUUUAUUUAGCUUGUAAUAUUAAAGAAAAUGUAAUUUUGAAGCUGUAGUCAUACAAGUUUGUUUUGUCAGUGACCAGAGAUCCAUUAUAGACCACUUGAGGAUGAUGGGUUGGUGUUUGUAUGCUUAAUAUUUAAACUUUUUGUUUGUUUUUCUUUACUUGCAGCUCUGAAGCCUCCCUACAAGUUGUUUUUCAGGGUGAAGUUUUAUGCUGUGGAUCCAAGUACUCUCCACGAGGAAAUAACCAGGUGUGUUAUACAGGUUAAUGAUAAUUGGAAUUGUAUUUUCUGUAAUCCUUUCCAUAAAAUGAAAAUUUGGCAGGGGAAAUGAGGAAAUAAAACGGUUAAAUUUUUUGGUAGAUGGCCUCCAAGGACCUGAAGGUGAAAAAUAAUAGGAGUUUUAAGCCUCCAACUCCCACAAGUGACCAAGAUCAUUUUUUUCUGUACAAUAUCAAUACCAUAUCAAGCAGACAAGUGAUGUGAAUAACAAAAAUAUAUCAGCAAGGGGAUAGGAGUGAAAUGUUUGAGUGUACUGAAACACUUUCCUCAUUUUCUAAGAAGUGAUUUGUUGAAAUGAAAUAAUUCUUCUAUAUGUUAACUUAGGUAUCAGUUUUUCCUUCAAGUGAAAAGGGAUAUUCUGCAUGGCAGGUAAGAGAUGUACACCAGAUUUGCUGGUUCUCUGUUAGGCUGUGCUAUUGCUAACCUGGAGGGCAGGUAUAAUUUUGGUAAACAAUGCUCUGUAUUUUCUUUAUGAAAAACUAUGGCCACUGUCUUUGAUUUCAAUUGUAGCGCAAGGCUAAGGAGAGAAAGCGAUUUGUACCAAGAGGGCAAUUGACGGUCAAAAAUUAAGGAGAGGGGCGGGGGAUAGGGGAGUGAAGAUUAUACCUGUCUGAGGUCAAUGAUAUUUUGCAAAACUCUGUUCACCCAUGAACAGUUCCUGAUUGAUGCAGUUAAGCUCUAGCUGUCAAUCAUAAGCCAAAUGUGUCAUUUGGACAUUUUGCUCCUGCGGGAAAAUGUGAAUGAUGUAGUUGUUAGUUUCAAUUUCGCUUUGGAGGAGGCAAUUGAGUGCUUUUCGGAAUUUAAUAUGUCUUGUAUAUCAAAAUUGGAACCAAAAGAAGCAAUUUUUACUCUGGUUCUGGAAAGGAUCUACUGGUCGUGUUGCCAACUGGCUUUGGGAAAAGCCUGAUAUUUCAUGUGUUGGUUCGUGUGAAAGAAAUUAUUACGAGGAAACCUUUGUGUGUAGUUGUUGUUUGUCUGCUUCAACUAACAUAUUGUAUAUGAUCAAAUGGAAUAAGCAUCUUCAAUCAGAUUAAUGCUAGCUUAAGUAUUCUAGUUGAUACAAUUUAGGAAGCGAAUGAUCCUGUCAGAUUGAUUAAUCAUAGAAUUCUUUCAAGGAGUGGGCUGUCUUGGUGGGCUUCUUCUAAUCAAUAAUAAGCAGAAUUAUUUUCAGAUGACAAGAUUUUUUUUGUUCACUUGAGGCGUGUCUUUGCGGAUGUUUAAGUAUACUCUCUCUCCACUUCUCACGCAAAAUUCAAUAUCAUCAUGUUAUAUGCUUCACUCUAUUUAAAUAAGAAUUUUCUCAAUUUUAUUUGUAACAGACUCCUUUGCUCAUUUAAUGAUUUGGUUGAACUGGGAGCAUUCAUUGUGCAAGGUAAUUCAGAAAAUAAAAUUAUCAUUCUAUUAUCACUGCGAUUUGAUUUACUUAAUUAUAUAAACUGAAUUUGGCAUAAGUGCAAGGGACCUAGAUUUACCUGAUAUGUAAAGGAAACCACACAACUAGCCUUGAAGGGGAAGUUUAUCUUCCACUGUGCAUAAUAAUAUCCCUCACAAGUGGUUGAAGUAAACAAGUGUAAGAUGUUAUCAACAAAAGCAGAUCAAAUUGUAUCAAAAAACAAACGUGUCAUAUUCUGUUUAUUUUAAAGAUAUACGUUACAUAUUGAGAUAAAAAUAUUUAAUAUUCAGGAAAAAACUACAAAACCAGAGGUCACAGACAUGUACCGUACAUGUAGACUCAGCCCCCAGAAAAUCCACCUUAUCUUAGGAAAAAUGAAUUAAAACUUUGUACUGUUAGCAAAUUUAAAUAAAACCCUCACGAAAAGUAAAAGUGCCAUGUUGAUUGACCUAGCUAUUAUAAAAACAUUCAAAUCUUCACACAUGAAGAUAUGGAUGGUAUGUUUGACUGAGCGCAGUUAAGAUAUCAUGUUUUAAAAACAGUGGAAAUCCUGGUAUUUCAUUUAAGUCUAUGAUAUAAGUAUAUUUAUAAUUCCUUUGAGAAGUGUGAUAAAGUUCAAUAAAAGUUCAUUGAUUCAUUUCUCUGUUAAUAGGUGAGAUAGGGGAUUAUGAUCCAGAUGAGCACGGUGACUCCUAUGUAUCUGAGUUCCGCAUUGUUCCAAAACAGUCAGAAAAGCUUGAGAAGAAGAUUAUGGAAAUUCACAAGCAGCUUGCGUAAGUCUGUUAAAUGCUCUUUCCUACGAUGAGACUUGCAUGUAGCACAACCAUGCUCCUAACUUAUUUCACAGGAAAUAAAUAGAUAUAUGUUAACAGGUGCAUCUAGUCUGUUGGACAGUAGUUUCUUUGGACAUCUGAAAAAACACAGUUGAUGGGUUCAUACAGUGAACCUCUUAUUUGGCGCACCUCUAUUCACUGUUUGAAAAUAUUUGUAACAUUUGUUGCUUCAUUUGAGGGGCACAUUUGUUCACAGGAAACUUUUGCUUGUCCCAAAGCUAUGAUAUCCCACAAGAAUUCUUAUACUUUGCUAACUAUUUAAGAGCUGUCUUGAAUAAACAGCUUUAUUUGACCCUUAAUUGAUCAGAUGUCAAACAUUUUUUCUCUCACAGUGGCCAGGUACCUUCUGUGGCUGAGAAGAACUUUCUUGACAAAGUCAAGGCUCUUGAUAUGUAUGGAGUGGAUCCUCACCCAUGCAAGGUAUGAGACAGAUUAACAUCGUGAUAUUGAUGCUGUCAUCAUUUCCCACCUCAUCAUAAUCAUUGAGAGAAACAAGGAGGUGUAUUGAUCAUUGCACUGGACUUGGGACAACAGGUCAAGGUUCAAGAAAACUGGCGUUUUUGGGAAAACACUUUGCUCUCACAGUGUCCCUCUCCACCCAGGAGUCUGAGUGGGUACCAGCACGUUGUCAGGGUAGCCUGAUAAAAUGCUGGAGGAGGGGGGUAACCUUGAAAUGGACUGGCAUCCCAUCCAGGGGAAGUACAUGUAGUAACACUCCUAGUAAUACUCACUUCAUGCUUAGGAAACCAGGAUAAGCUCUGGCUGGGUAAACCAUUUGGCUCAAGCACAGGCAGCUUCUUUAUUUUUCUCAACCAUCAUUAGAUUUGCUUUCUUAGUUGAAGCUAGCUGAUCUUUGAGAAAGGUAGAUUCUGUAGUACUUUUGUGUUUAACUUUGAUGUACACAGGGGUUUCUAGAAUACUAAAUAUCAGAAUCAAUGCUUGUUUCAUUCACAGGAUCAAGACAAUGUUCAACUCUACCUUGGUCUCACUCCAGGAGGAAUUGCCAUCAUCAGAGAAGGAAAGAAAGUGUCAGGAUUUGUUUGGUUAGUCAGUGCUCUGGCUAGGGUAUAUCAGAUAUAGGGUAUGCUCUGGCUGUAGGGUAUAUCAGAUCUUCCAUUUUGUUGUCAUGUAAAUUGGAGAACAGGGCAUAGCAAAGUGGUCUUUUUGGGUGGUGAAUUUGAUAUCAGAGGUUACCAGUUUCAAAUCCUCCAACUCAAUAGCUCUUGUUUCAUGGGAGUCUCUGUGUCUGCAGCACCUGUCGUGGGACUAGGUAAUUGUGUAAAAUUUCAAGCUCAAACACCUCCCACAAUUUUCAUUUCAAUUUAAUUUCAUUCACUCUUUUUCUUUUUGUGCCUCCUAUGCCUUCCAAAAUACAUUUGAUGCACAUUCAUUUCCUGCCCUAUCUACUGUACAGCCUUUCAAUUAACAGGUGUACAAACUCUGUUAUAAACAAGUCCUCCUUUUGUCACUAAAUUGGCUUCAACAUGGGCUGUUUUGUUUACCCUCUGCAUUUUACAUCACAUUGCUUUUUUACUGCUACAACAGUAGGCACAUGCAGUCAUAGAUUGCCUUUUGUUAUACAUGUUCUUUAUAUUUCAUUUGUUGUGAAAGUAACACUGGCAGGGAAACUUCCAAUUACAGUGAAAUGACAAAUUGGUCCUUUUUUUUCCCUCUGCUGUUGUUCCUUCCCACUGCUGGAAAAAAAUAUUUCUGGUGGGAUCUUAUCAAAAGAAAGGAAAAGUCAAACAGAACCAGUAAAAACCAGAAAAGAUAACUUUGUUUGCCUAUUUGUAUGAGUGUUAUUUGGAAAGUUUACAAGUAAGCAAUUAGUUCAAGUGUACGACUCAGUUUUUCUGGCUCAUAUCCAAACAUAUUAAAUAUGGAUCAUCAGCCAUUGAGGUGUGAAAUACCUAGACAGGUAAUUGCCAUAUGUAUAUUUAUCUUUCCCAAAUAUGCUCUUUUGAAAGAAGAAUAAACUUUCCUUCUGUUCUUUUGUUUGAAGGAGUGAAGUUGUAAAGUGCACCUAUGAGAACAAAGUCUUUUAUGUGCAGGUUCAAAAGGAUGAUGUAAGUAAAAUAAGAGAAUAACUUCCCUUAAGUUUAUUCUUGAGUUUUGAAGAUUAAAUUGACAGAUGUUUUAUGAACUAUGUACAAUGUUUCAACCUUGAGUGACCAAGACGGAAUAUCUCUUUACAUUAUCAGUACAAAUCAAGCAGACAAGUGAUGAGAAUGAAAUAGUAUAUUUGUGUGUGAGAAUUAUGACUUGAUACAGUACCAAAUUCCCCAAACCAACAUCUUUAAUAUUGUAAGGUAGACAGUAAGGUGAAUUAUCAAUGAGGUCCUAGGAGUGAAAGGGUUAUAAUUUAAAGCAGAUUAAGUUAUGAUAACAGAGUAAAAGCCAACUUUAUAAUAAUUGUUUUACUGUUGGGUGGAAAGUUUCUACAGGAGGGCAACUUAUCUUUUUAACUGGCCUUUUGGUUGUUAUUGUUGUUUUUCAGCGCAAGGCCAACUAUGGCUUCAGACUCCCUGAUCCUUUGGCAUGCAAGCAUUUAUGGAAAUGUGCUAUAGAACAUCUUGCAUUUUACAGGUAAUUAUCAAGUGAGUGAAGUUGGAACAAACAUACCAAUCACAUCACUAACAGAUACCCAUCUGGGAUUUCAGGGAAAAUACAAAGUUACACUUUCAAAUACCCAGGUUUGAGCCCCAGCAAGGCUUGUUGUGCUUUCUUUUUGUUACGAGACUUAACUGUCAAACCACCACUCCAUCUGGAGAGAAAAAAGAAUAAUUAUUAAAAAUGAUUAAACCUCUCUAAAUGAACUAUCCAAGAAACCUGAUGAAAUACUUAGGGGGAAGGGGGAGGGGGGUGACAGGUGAGUAUCAUUCCCAGAGCACUCUUUCAUUCGACCUCCUGCACCUUUCUCAAUUGGGCAAGGUUAGGAUAUUAGCGGUGGACUUAGAUCCCGUCUUGGAAAGGGGUGGGGGCUACAUUGACUCCCUUGUAGCCAUUGGAUUGAUAGCUGGCUAAUUGCACUUUAAUUUUUUUUGAUACAUAAAUGUUUUUGAAAAGUCUAUGCUCGUAACUUGUUUUUGGUUCCAUGAAUAUUUUUUGGUCUUUUUGGUCUUAAUAGUCAUUCAGAGACUCCAGUAGUAAAGCCCAAACGAAAGGCAAUUUCACCUCAGAGGCUUUUUAGAAGAUCAAAGCACAAGUACAUGUAAGUAUGUCUCUGCGAUGAUUCGUGUAAGGGGAUAUGUGUAUGCAACAAGACCACUGUGCGGGAGCGGGGCAUCUAUAAUUCGGCAAGGGUAACCUCAUGGGAACAUUCACUCGUGGUGGGGACCUAAAAAAGGGACACACAAUGGGGACAGGUGAAGGGCACCGAACCGAGAGGUGCGGUAGGGAUAUGGAACAAUGACUCGCGACAGGGACAGGUAAAAGGAACCUAUUAGGGGCAUGUUUUGGGAGCGCACAAUAUGGAAAAAGGGGAAAGGAACUUAUUGAGGGGCGCGUUGUAGAAACAUGUAGUAGGAACAGGGGAAAGGAACUUCACAGGGACCCUUGACAGGAACAUGUAUAGGGAACACGUAACAGAGAUACGUAACACAGCCUCAUUCCCGCAGAAAGUUGUAAAUUUUCUUAUGAAAGUGUUUACUUCUCACUGUCGCAAUCGAGGCAAUUCGUUAUUUUCAAAAGUAUUUCCCUUUGGAAGGCUCAUGCAAUCAAAACUAUUCUGAGAUAUUAAGGGCGUUAUUUUGUGUACGCCUCGAUCGACUCUGCUAAGCUGUGCAAUCUGUGUUCGCGCGGUGUGAAUGUGAAAUCAUUGUUUGUACCUCUGGAGGGGAAAACUGUUUUUGUAUUGGUAAAAACCUCUUUAAUUGCACUCGCAGUGGCUUCAAUUUUUUUCCAUAAGCAGCCGUCGAUGGCAUAUUAAGCAGCUGUGCCGUCAGGCGAAACCCAAACACAGAGCCUGCUCGCAGCCUAAACAGAGGGCGGUGAGGUCUCAAAGGCAGCGGUAGACCGCUAGUCUACUAAGAGGGCGAUCUGCAUAGAAAUAGAUGUAUUUGAUUGGACGCUUGUUUUCCAUAUUAAGACAUGCGUGUAAAUACGGCUUAAGUAGGUUUUCUGUUUUGAAUUUACUGCUGUGUUGAGGUCUAAAACCAGUUCAGCGCAAAAGGCAGCGAGCAGUUCUCGCUUUUAGAGUUGAGUUUACGUGGAGAAAUAAGAGUGGAUUCUUCUGUUGAAUUAUUGAACUUUUAGCGGGCCUACUCAAGACCAGCUGAUCGCAGAAAGUGAGAAGAUCAGUCGUCCAGAGCCACUGAUCAAGAGGUGAGUUCCUUUUAGCUUUAUACAUUUAUUUACUUAGUUAUUUAUACGUACAGUUGUAUACUUUGACUUGCAUCACCGUACUGCAUUGUUUGCCAUAUAUACCGCGCUGAUGGGCAGUAACCUGCGACCAGUGCAAUCCCCGGUGACGUCCGUUCAGUUUUAAAAUCGAAUGUAUCCCUUUGACCUGAUUCCAUUUCCUGAGCAGCUGUUCCAGUUCCGUUCUAACUUUCAACAUUUACAUUUCUUUCAAGUAAAGACUGCAGUUCUGUUUUGUUCCAAAGAAACACAUUUCAAGUCCAAGGAUAUCUAGAUUCAUAUUUAUAUCCUCUGAUGAAGGCAGAUUACGUCUGUUCCCGUUUGGUCGACAGAUGUUUUUGCAAAUUUUGUCCAUGUCUUUCAAUAUUCCUCUUGUCGUUGUCAUUUUAUAUUUCGAUGGUAUAUUUUGGAUUGUUUGUUUUAUGUGAAGACGUUGAUCCCACCUUGAAAACAAUUCAGAGUUUUGCUUUCAAAGACAAGGUGCGCAAAUUAAGACGUUUUUACGCGUGAAAACAAUAGAUCGUUUGAAAAGCAGCUAUAAAUUUGCCUAUUUAUCUUUUGGAGGGGUAAAAUCUUUUUAUUUUCCCAGACUCAGGAAAAAAAACAAGAGGCGUUUAUUUCUGUCUCGUUUUCACGAAAAUACAGCAGACUGCUUCAAAGACAGCCGUAAAUUAAUUCAUUAUUUUUUCGAGACGUGAAAUCUCAUUAUUCUCUCGGACUCAGAGAAAAAAAGAAAGGGGGCAUUCAAUACUACAUUCAAUACAACACUGCUUCAAAGGCAGUCGUAAAUGUAUUUUUUGUUUUUCAAUGCGCGAAAUUUUUUUAUUCUCAGUCCCAGACUCAGAAAAAACAAUUGGCAUUCAUUUCUCGGUCGCUUUUUCGGUCAGAAAAUAAGCUGAGAUGAAUCAUUAAAUCUUACUUCGACAUGGACUAUUUAUGCACUCAGGUUUCGAUUUGUGAACAGUUUAAUUGCGUGUGGUUAAAAGCUUAUUGGUAUAUGUUUUUUCCGGAAGAGCGCUCGUUUGUCGUUUAAGUAUGCGAGAGGAGUGUUCAUUGCAAAACAACAGCUGAACAAUGAAAAAUAUCAUGGACGUAUUUAGAAAUAGCUGUGGUUCUUUUCUGGACCAGUCAGAAUUCGAAACCUCUUCUGUGUUUUCGUCAUUUAUUCGGAAUGUGUUCGGCUCCUUCGGUUUUUCUUGGCUCGAUUUCCGCUGUUAUCUCGAGUGUUGUCUUCCUUUUCCGAACAUCGGCCAGUUAUCCAACCUACUGUUGUUCUAGAUUUAUUUUGAAAUCUAUUGCUGUGAUGUUAGGAUCAAAUGAGAUCCAUAUUGGUUUUUAUCAGAUGAAUUAUUAACAUAAAUAAUGCAAGGAAGUCUUCUUUAUCACCAAUUUUUUUAACGCGGAAAACGUCGGACAAUCUUUAACAGUUUUUUAAACGAUUAAUAGGUGGCAGGUGAUCAGCCAUAAGAAUAUGUGCCUUCUGAUUGGUUGAUGACUAUGUUAUAUCUCUUGGUAUAAUCUGUACCCUACGUGAUGGCGACAUUUCAAAUGGCCGCUGCGUAAUUUAUCAAUUUAUUUGUGGCAGGGAAUAAUAAAAUGUAGCUCUAAUAAUCACCAGUUAAGAUUUCGAGCCUUUGUUCGACGGCGAUUAGAACGUCUACACAAUCCCUAUUUUACCCUUGCAGAACAACGUCAUUCGAGAAUUAUAACAACUUUGACAUUCUGUGGCGGUUUUGCGGAUUAGUUGUGGCACAGCGUCACCCAAGAUCCAUACAUUUCAGUUUUUAAAAGCUAAGUUUUUCGUUUGUCUCACGAUGUAGUCACGUGUGAUGUAGAUCGCGACGUUUCGACUGCAUACUGCUAGUCUUCUUCAGGCGAUGAGGUCGACUGGUCAUGCAUGAUCAUGAGAUCAUAAGAUCAUGGAUGACCAGUCGACCUCAUCGCUUGAAGAAGACUAGCAGUAUGCAGUCAAAACGUCGCGAUCUACAUCACACUUGACUACAUUGUGAGACAAACGAAAAACUUAGCUUUUAUUGUUAUUCACCACGAUGAAUAACCACAACCUUUUCUACGAAAUAUUUCAGGUUUUCUUAACGCGCCUCACAAUAACUGACGACUUGCGUCGUUCUGAAGAAAUUAUUGUGUGGUGAAUGAAAUUUGGUCGAGAUGGUCUCUUUAGAAAUAUUUAGUCGUCGCUAGAAUUAAGUUUGGCGCAAAAUGUAGUAGGACUUAGUUAAGAUAGUCCUUGUUUUAUCCGGUUUUCAAACUACUAGCCGUUGACUGCAUCGUUUGACGCCUUUCUCUGGGUUAAAAAUUACACUUACACGAUUUUUUCGGUUUGUUAGGGCACCAAGUGUAAGGAUCUCCCGGCGGAUAAAAGUUCCCUCGGAUAGCAUCUCGGAAAGUACCGGAGUACUGAAUAUCCCUAACUCUCCCAACGGCCAAGUUGGUGGAGACAUCACUCCGAAUGAAGAGACUGAAUUAAAGAGGUUCGAAACUUCAGUUUUUCCCCCCAGUCCUCCGCCUGACGAGAGUCUUACGUCUUUUGAGAUGCCUGACGGUCCGCCAGCAACGAAUCACGUGGGCCCUGACGUCAGCCCUUCUAAUGAGGUGGGUCGAAAUUCCCGACCCAAAAUAACAUUUUUCAGGUUGUCAGUUUAGUGGGACAAAAGAAAAUAGCGGGUAGGGCGAGGGAAAUAAUGAAGGAGACCCCAAUCGUCUUCAUCGUCACUCAUCUCCAGGCCCACGCUGGUUAUGUACUUCAUUGGUUGAGAGAAUUGUCCGUGAUUUCUAGACCAAUCCAUGAGCAAAGUUGUCUCGGAUGACUCUCGACACCCAUUCUAACAAUGCUCUAAAUGACUUUCAAAUUACGUAACUCGAAACCACGAAAACUGGGCUUUGACCUGUGCAGAUCCUUAAAUCCUUUACACCCGAACAUCAGUAUGCAAAUUCUCUCUACCUUUUCCACGGUAAUUACAAGGGGAAUUUGCGUAAUGAUUCAAGGCUGAUGCUGUUGGGAGAAAUUAGGUACUUAUCACUCUUAGGGAGAUGAUGGUUAAAUACUCAAUUCUAGUGAACCUUUGUACAAAGAAAACCAAUUGUAUCUAUCCUACAUUGUGUUGCAGGCCAACAAUAAGAGUGCACCUCCAAGUCCCGCAGAAGUGGAGAAUUAUGGCUUUAAGAUGUUUAUUUUCAUUAUGUUCAUUCUAGCGUUGAUAAUGAUUCCCAUUGCCAUCGUUUGGGAAACUAGAAAGAGCUACAUCAAGUCUACAGAUGCAUAUAAGGGACUUGCUAAAUGGGUCUUCAGAUCUUUUGGUUACAAAAUCUAACGGGUAACUAGAUACUGAGAAUUUUUAAUCAAUAGCCAAGGUACAAUUCUAGCAAUUCAUCGUCAAGCAUUGUCGUUGAAAAGUUCUUCGUAUUAGUUAGUCAACCAUUCAUCCAUUUUGUGUUUUAUUAGUUAGAUGGGUUUUUUUUCUUGAUUUGGUGAAGUCGGUCAGUUGAAAUUCCGUUCGUAAAAGAGAAAAUUAAGAUUUUUGGAGAGGUGGCAGUUUUUCCACUUUGUUCGGGAAGAGAUUCGAAGUUAAUUCAUAAUUAUAUGCAGCAACAAUCUGAUUGGAAUGAAAAAGUAUUUCCAUAUUUCUUGUUUAUUAGAGAAUUAAUGAUAUUUCUUUGAGUGACCUGGAUAACAAAAACUCAUUUGUAGGAAGUUUUCAUAAACAACCCUGCUCUGUGAAAAAAAACAGAGGGUCUUUAGCUUAAAAGAGAGUUCGGUAAAAAAGACAAAGCAGGAACUCGGUAUUCCUUCAAUAAGCAAGCACGUGACUGGCUAGGGAUGGUAGAAUCAGAAAACGAGACUGUUAAGCGUUUGCGUGACUCGUGCAUCGGAGACAACAUUUUCCCUCUAAAUGCUUUAUUGGCUUCUCAGCGGUUAUCAUAACAACUGUCGUCAUGUUUUCCGGUUGUAAUCUAUCCCCUGGGGGGUGGGGCUGGAGGAUUUUAAAUUUGUCGAUAAAAUUUACUUGAUCCCCCCCCCCUUAGACUCUGUAGUAUUCUGAUGACCCCCACCUUCAUUGGUAGUCAGUUCUCUAUAGGCCUUCCCUUAUGCUCUGUUAGCGACGACUGAUCCACACCUGUCCCCCUUGAAAACCAUGUGAUACCCAAGUAACUCCGACUAAAUCCCCCCCCCCCCCGCCCUUUGCGAAAAAUCAUUGAUUGGUCCCACGGACAACAUUUGCUGGCUCAUGUAAUAUUUUGGCGUCGUACGUGAUAUGGGAACAUAAUUCAAACGUGGUCGAGGUGUCUUAACUUAAAUAUCAUCAGUUGUAAUUAUUAUUUGUAAUGUGAUAGAUUUGUUAGGUUGAGGGCAUUGCACCUCUGCAAGGGGUAUUUAAGACAUAAAUUUUGAAUGUUUUCUAGUUCAAUAAGUAGAGCGAAGCGCUAAUGUAAAAUAAGCAGAGGCUAGGUAUGUAAUAUUGUUGUGUAGGUAUGAAUUUGUCGUAAAGUCAUAGGUUUCUCAGUGUAUUCGCCAGUUUAAGCCACACGGUCACUUAUUUGCAGAAGCAAGUGUGUCGGUAAAUUUUUGUCGAAAUUUACGGAAAAGGUUAUUUUUGUUUCUAGCCAAUCAAGAAAUAGAAUGACCAUUCGACAUAUUUCCAGAGGACGUUUCUCAGCGGUGCCACAGGAAUACCACGCGAUUCCGAGUAACAUGUCUUUUAGUGACUGUAAGCCCAGUCCAUUUUCGGAGACAAAGCCCA